CACAACCCACAAUGGUUUUUUCCUCCAUUCCAGUCUAUUUAGAUCCUCCCAACUGGCAUCACCACCAGCAGCAGCAACCCAACCAACUAGUACCACCCCAAGCAGCAGCUUCUUCUGCCUCCUAUGAAGCGAAUUCGACACAUCAGCACCACCACCACCAGCAACAGCAACAACAACAACAACAUCUGCUUCCCCCGCUUCCUCCUCCUCCACCGCAGCCAGACGGCGGUGGAGGAGGAGGAGGCGGGUUGGGGUCCAUCAGGCCCGGUUCGAUGGCGGAUAGGGCUCGGAUGGCGAAGAUACCCCAGCCCGAACCGGGCCUGAAGUGCCCCCGGUGCGAGUCCACCAACACCAAGUUCUGCUACUUCAACAACUACAGCCUCACCCAGCCCCGCCACUUCUGCAAGACCUGCCGCCGCUACUGGACCCGUGGCGGCGCCCUACGCAACGUCCCCGUCGGCGGGGGCUGCCGCCGCAACAAGAAGACCUCCUCCAAGCCCCACAGGAACUCCUCCGCAUCUUCCGCCGGAGGCGGCGGAGCGUCCACCAGCUCCGCGGGCGGGAUCAUGGGGCACUUGCCACAUCAUCACCACCAGCUUCCGCCGCCGCCGCCGCCGUUCAUGUCCUCCCACCUACACGGCCUCUCCCAGUACGCUAGCAGCAAUAAUAAUAACAGCUUAGGGCUGAACUUCGGCAGCGGCAGCGGAGAAGGAGGCGGCGGUGCAAUGGCAAUGUUUCACAUGGGAGUAAGCAGCAGCAGCAGCCAGCAGCAUGAUUCCGCCGCCAUGGUGCAGCAGUUCCCUUUCUUCGAGGCGGCGGCGGGGGGGCCACCUGGCAAUCUAUACGGGUCGUCGUUUCAGGAGGAUGACGUGGACAGUAAUAACGCUAAUGGUCAGCGGCAGCAGCUUAUUAGGGCGUUGACAGCUGGCUCGAGCUCUAGGGUUAAUCUUAAUCCAUCACAGGCACAGCAUGAUCAUGAUGAGCUGGCUCCGGUCAAACCCGAGCUCGCCAUGAGCCACGGCCUUAACCUAUCCCGUCCUCCUCCGCCGUUUGCGGAUCCCGACGGCAGCCAGUACUGGGGCGGCGGUGGCGGCGGCGGGAAUGCGGUCAGCUGGACGGAUUUGACGGGUCUCAACUCCCACAAUUAACCUGAGAUCCAGCAAUCUUCUCCUUCCCAAGAAGAAGAAAAAGAAAAGAGGAACAAAGCAGGGAAAAGCAACACCACUGCUGGUCUCACUCUCUUCUAGGGUAUAUAUAUAUCGAGCAAGUACAGGUUCUCCAUACUCGAUGCAUUUAAGGUUUGGUGUGUGUGUGUACAAUGAGGAGAAAACGCAGUAGUGGUCUGUGUGUCCAUUGGGAUUGGAGCAUAUUAAGGGGCAGGCAGGCAGGCAGCAAUAAGAAGUUAUGGUGAUGAUGGCAACAUAUAUAUAUAUGGGUAACUGUUCUCUCUUCUCUUUAUGUGAAUGAUUCUGUCAUAAUUAAAUAGGGGAGUGGAGGGGGGGAGUUUGUACUCUUUUGCUCUGGUUCCUUCCUCUCUGACUCAUGAUUUGUCGUGUCAAGCUUUUGAAUGAAUAUUGAAUCCUUUCGAUUCUUGGCUUUGG
Linum tenue is the source of this 1601-nucleotide messenger RNA. The record is from the annotation of a GenBank genome assembly. NCBI's taxonomy places the organism in Eukaryota, Viridiplantae, Streptophyta, Magnoliopsida, Malpighiales, Linaceae.